Messenger RNA from Ochotona princeps (American pika), 2175 nucleotides. It is a transcript of the gene IQCE, whose product is annotated as IQ motif containing E. The record is from RefSeq and is a predicted model, not a curated record. NCBI's taxonomy places the organism in Eukaryota, Metazoa, Chordata, Mammalia, Lagomorpha, Ochotonidae. Gene Ontology annotation, molecular function: protein binding. The transcript is spliced from 22 exons.
AUGUCUCUGGACACGGCGGAACCGGCCUCGGACACGGGGGAGGACACUCAGUCGGCAGUUACCUUGGAGUCUGACUUCGAGCCGAAAACGAGGAGAAGUGUCCACAGACCCCCACCCACAUCGCCAAAGUCGCCCUAUUCCUCCAAGCCGAGGAGAGUGACGUCCUGGAAGGCUCUCAAGAUGGCCGGCAGUGCCCCUCUGAGCAGCAGGAUGCCCUUGUCCCCGCAGAAACUCUGGCUAGGGACAGCCAAGCAAGGCCACACCCCGGGGACUCCUGUGUACCGCGAGAAGGAAGACAUGUAUGACGAGAUCAUCGAGUUGAAGAAGUCACUGCACGCGCAGAAAAGCGAUGUGGAUCUGAUGAGAACACGGCUGCGGCGCCUGGAGGAGGAGAACAGCAGGAAGGACCGGCAGAUAGCGCAGCUCCUGGACCCCGGCCGCGGCCCCGACUUGGUUCGCACUCUGGCGGAGAAACGGCCUGACACUGGUUGGGUCAUCAGUGGGCUGAGGCAGAGGGUCUUCAAGCUGGAGCAACAGUGCAAGGAGAAGGACAGCACCAUCAACAAACUCCAGACAGACAUGAAGACCACCAGCUUGGAAGAGAUGCGGAUCGCCAUGGAGACUUACUAUGAGGAGAUCCAUCGACUGCAGACACUCUUGGCGAGCUCUGACCCCACAGCGAAGAGGCCCGCAGGGGAGAGGAGGACCGGCAUCAAGCGGCAGAAGAAGGUGAGCAGCGCCCUGCUGAGCCUGUCGCGGAGUGUGCAGGAGCUGACGGAGGAGAACCAGAGCCUGAAGGAGGACCUGGACCGCAUGCUGAGUAGCUCUCCCACCAACUCCAGCAUCCAGGGGUACGUGGAGUGGAGCAAGCCCCGGCUGCUGAGGCGCAUUGCUGAGCUGGAGAAGAAGAUAAACUCAAUGGAGAGUUCCAAGACCCUGGCCGCAGAGCCGGACAAGCAGAAGCCCCUGGCUCCCUCAGCGUCCGUCUUGCCCCUGCACAGACAGCCUCCGACAGACUGCCCAGAGGACCUCGCACGCCUCCGAGGGGCCGUGAAGAGCCUGAAGGGAGAGCGGGGCAUGCUGCAAGCCCAGCUGCUGGAGAAAGACAUGGAGCUGAAGCAGCUGCUGCAGACCCAGGCUGAGCUGGAGAGGCAGCUGGAGCGCGCCAGGGAAGGCGAGAGGCAGAGCCGCACCCAGGAGGCAGCCCUGAGGGAGGAAAUUCAGACUCUAAGCAGCAAGUGUCAACAACUGGAGGAAGCCAGGAAAGAAGAGAAAGAGGACCCUGAGCAAGCGGCUCACCAGGCCCACGGAGAACAGCCAGCGGCCCCCGCCAGCAGCAGGCUCUCCCAGCUGGACCCCAAUCCGCACCCUGGCCAGGAGGACGAGGAGGGCAUCUCUCAGGCCCCCUCCCCCAGCCUGGAAGAGAGAAGAGAGGCCGCCGCCUGAGUCCUGCAGGCCCGGUGGAGAGUGUGCCAGCACAAGAAACAAAGGGCUGUCCUGGACGAGGCUGCGGUCGUGCUGCAGGCAGCCUUCAGGGGACACCUCGCCCGGACACAGCUGCUGUCCAGCCAAGCAUGUGACCCCCAGCCUCAGGAGCCGCCCGUGACCCCAGGCCCAAGCCCCGCAGCUCCCGCCGAGCGCAGCCCCGAGGAAGCCGUCCUUGUUGUGCAGUGUGUGCUCCGAGGACACCUGGCCCGGGCCAGGCUCAGUGCCAACAGUGACAGAGCAGCAGGCGCCAGCUCUGCCGGGAGGAGACCAGCCUCGGCGCCACGCGGAGGAGCCGCCCUGCCAGCCCCCCGGGCAGCCUCCCCCGGGGAGCAAAGUGGAGCCAGCGGCCACAAGGCCACGGCGGACCCGGAGGAGCCAGCCGCCCUGCAGGCCCCCUCUGCACAGCCCCCUGCUCCGGGCCUGCAGCCCGUGGAUGACAUCGACUCGGACGACUCGGACAACGUGGUCAUCGCUCCACUCCUGCCCGCGAAGAGAGGCCCCUCCCACCCUCGGUUCCUGUCCCCGCCCCCCCAUGGCGAUGGCUGCCAGGGUUAGGUUAGGGCCACCGGAGCGAGGCGCACUCCAGAGGGGGAGACCCCUGAGCUGUCGGGAACAGAACUGCACCUGCUUACCGCCUCGGCAUCCUUAAGGGUUUUUCUCACUUGCUUUGCCCUUCUGCUUAAGGAA